AUGAAGUUCUCUCAUAUUGCAGCUUUGGCAUUUGCCAUUUCGGCAGAGGCUCACUGCAUAUUCCAGGAAGUCUCGGUCGCGGGCCAAAAGCAAGGUUCGCUAGUCGGUCUGCGUGCCCCGAAUGACAACAACCCUGUCUACGACGUGAGCUCGCAAGACAUCAUCUGCCAAAAGCAAGGGAGGACCUCUAGCAAGAUCAUCAAUGUCAAACCUGGAGACGAAAUGGGCGCGUACUUCGGACACGUGAUCGGCGGCGCGCAGUUUGCCAACGACCCCGACCACCCGAUCGCGAAAUCGCAUAAGGGGCCCAUCACCGCAUGGCUAGCAAAGGUUGACAAUGCCGCGACCGCGAGCAAGACCGGACUGAAGUGGUUCAAGAUUUGGGAAGAUACGUUCGACCCUUCCUCUAAGAAAUGGGGCGUCGACAACAUGGUCGCAAACCAAGGCUGGACAAAGUUCAAAAUGCCGCAAUGCAUCGCCCCAGGUGAUUAUCUGAUGCGUGUUGAAAUCCUAGCCUUGCACUCGGCCCAUCAGAACAUGGGGGCGCAAUUCUACAUGUCCUGUGCCCAGUUGAAAAUCAGCGGCAGUGGCACUUUCUCUCCAAGCCAGACGGUCAGCUUCCCAGGUGUUUACAAGCAGAAUGACCCCAGCAUUUUAGUCAAUAUCUACGGUUUAGCGGGCCAGCCUGAUAACGGCGGCAAGACUUAUAACGCUCCAGGAAACGUACCCGUUAUUCAGUGCUAG
Molecule: messenger RNA, 744 nt
Organism: Xylaria bambusicola
Lineage: Eukaryota; Fungi; Ascomycota; Sordariomycetes; Xylariales; Xylariaceae
Product: glycoside hydrolase family 61 protein
Exons: 3
Coding region: 1-744 (247 amino acids)
Source: RefSeq, a predicted model, not a curated record